AUGGAAAAUGGGGAAUCAUCCCUUUUUAUGGAAUGUGAUGAACUGAUGGCUAAAGGAAUUACUGGGUCUGGGAAAGGAUUUGAUCUUCCCGGGAGACGAUUGAGUGGGUUCUCCACCCAACCCCCAUUGUCAUCGCUGCGCCAGUCUGCCCUGGCUGCUGCUGAGAACAGAGCACGUCACGGAGCUCUUUUGCCAUCAGGACCUAACCGUCUCGGUGGUGAUAGCAAUAUCAAGGCUAUACUCAGCCCAAUACAGGCUGCUGCCAUGGCUGCUGAAAGGAGACUACAUGAUGAUUCCUGGUGUGGAUCCAAAACUUUGGAGAGUGAGAACAAUAUUGGAUCUACUACUGGAACUUCUCAAACAACAAACACAAUUUCUAAUGGCAGAUUUAACCAAACAUCAUCCAUCGAAUCUACACCUGGUUCGGAAGCAGUAGAUGUUGGACGGUUGUGGGAGUGCCUGACAUGUACCUUAUUAAAUAAGCCAUUGGCACUGAUAUGUGAAGCAUGUGGAAGCCAGAGACAAAAAAGAGACCCCAAAUUGAAGGUAUGGUCAUGCAAAUUUUGCACUCUUGAGAACAGUAGUGAAUCGGAGAGAUGCUUAGCUUGUGGAGAGUGGAGAUAUUCAUACGGCCCUUCUGUCUCAACUCAUGCACCUUUUCUUGGUACCUGA
This is a messenger RNA of Pistacia vera, 672 nucleotides long. RefSeq lists its product as uncharacterized. The transcript has 3 exons. NCBI's taxonomy places the organism in Eukaryota, Viridiplantae, Streptophyta, Magnoliopsida, Sapindales, Anacardiaceae. The record is from RefSeq and is a predicted model, not a curated record. Bases 1 to 672 code for a protein of 223 amino acids.